AUGUCCUCCGGCUCAGACACCAGCUACCACACUGCCAAGACCUCCCAAGGCACCAGCUCGUCAGGAAGCAGCAAGUCACAUUCCUCCACUGGGACUACUUCCCCCAUCGCCGUUGGCGAGAGUGCUUCAGGUAUUGGCGCCACACCUUCCAUGAGCCGCAGCUCUAGCGCUCAGCAUCCUGCUUCGGCAAGCACCUCCACUGGCACAACGGCUUCUGGAGGAAACAACAGCAGCAGUGGUUCAACGCAGUACAGCGCUGGCGUAGGAGCAAACUCGUCCUCGGGCGGCUCAGCCGGGUACACCAACUGGGACCAUGCUCAAGGCGGCGACAACAGCAGUGAUGGGAGUAGCAGUAGUGCCGGUGAAAGACCUACUUCUCAUUCGCAGCCACGACCUUUCCGCUUCGGAAAAUGA
This is a messenger RNA of Neoarthrinium moseri, 414 nucleotides long. RefSeq lists its product as uncharacterized. NCBI's taxonomy places the organism in Eukaryota, Fungi, Ascomycota, Sordariomycetes, Amphisphaeriales, Apiosporaceae. The record is from RefSeq and is a predicted model, not a curated record. The transcript has a single exon. The coding region runs from base 1 to 414 and encodes 137 amino acids.